CAUUUAGCUAUCAACCUUGCUUCAUAACAGCUGCCACGCGUACAUCACCGAUGUGGGGUCAAGCAGAAGAGGAGUUGCCCAUUGAUCGGCAUCAUGAUUUUGCUUCCACCGUCUCGCUGGCUGGGAAGCGAUUCAACGUCGGGCGUCGAGACUUGGGCUGGUCGGGUACCAUGUCAACGGAAUUUCCGAGCACGUCCUGCAUGUCCAAGGACAGAUCCGGAUCGACGGUUCUGCCUGGUUUGGGCAAGCGAGGGACUGCUAUGGCUUCAACCAUCAGUGGCACACGUGAGUCGAAGUCUACUCGUCUUGGGUCAAAGAGGUCUCCCUUUGUCCGCAAGGCACCAACUUGGGGCGUGCGGAUUCGGGAGAACACUCUACCACGCCAGGACCCCAUUCCGGUGCGCCUCAGUGGUCGACGGCAUGGUGCUGCACCAGAUGACAGGAUCCAAGUCUGGGUUCGUGUACCCAAGGGCAAACUGGCCUUCUGGGUUCCACCCAAUCUUCCGCUUGGCCCAGCCUCUGCACAGGUGGAGGAGUCCACGUGUGGUCGAGACACGCCUUUGCGGCGCUUGCUGACGCAGCUGAAUGAAGAGAGUUUCGUCGACGAGAAGGAGCUGCGAAGUGCGAACUUCGAGAUGGCAUCACAGGAGCAUGUGCAAAGCACUGCCAAGCUCUCGGGUCCUACAGUGUCACAGAUGAGCCCGACACUGAGCUCAACGACGCUGAGUGACGUUGAGAGUAGCUUCAAGAGCCUCAUCCAAGCUGCGACAGGGGUCCCCAUGUCGCAACAGAAGCUGUUCUUCGGGCCCUCUGGGCUCUUGGAGGACAACAGCAAGGCGCUCUUCCAAUAUGAGAUUGGACAAGGAGCCAUGGUUCAUUUGUCCACUCGUCGAGAUCCAGAGCUGGUAGCCCAGUUCUAUGAGGAUGCCCGACGAAGCAAGAGGAAGGGCAAGAAGACUUACCAUGGCCUCGAGAACCCAAGACAUCUCUUGGAUAACAGGAUCUUCGACCGGAUUCGCCAGUUCAUGAACACCAAGGUUGGCUCGAAGAUGGGCAAGGAUCUGGUGAUGAUUGUGCCGGACUGGAAGAAAGCCGGGGUCGUGCCAUUGGAGUAUGAAUGGCCCCAUGAACAGCCCUGGCACGAUUACAAGCUCAUGCCGGACAAUGGCAUCUUCGACUUUGCAGGAAGAAUCCGGAAGAAGUUUCAUUUGCUUCCCCGUUUGGCCGGGGCAGCGGCCUCGCCGAAGCUCAUUGAGGCACAUGCGGUCAGCAUGCAGCGCACGGGCAUCCUGAGCAAUGACGCCUCGCCACGAGCAGAUGACGGAUGACUCCUCCGCACCUGUUGCCGCUGCGGUCCUGGCAGGUUGCCGCUGCUUUGUUGCCUGAAAGGGUCCGCCUGUUGACCUGGCUUGGCCGUGGCAAAGGUUGACCUCCUGGAGCUUGUUUUCAUGCUGGUAGGUUGACCUCCC
Molecule: messenger RNA, 1469 nt
Organism: Durusdinium trenchii
Lineage: Eukaryota; Dinophyceae; Suessiales; Symbiodiniaceae
Source: the annotation of a GenBank genome assembly